CAAUUGUCCGUUUUAAUCUUCCUUUCCCUAUAUAUAAGAGGAUAACAAACUGCAAACUUGUGUCUAGUGUCAAAAAUUAAGAGAGGCAUCCCUCUCGUUAGAAACAUGAUAUAUCUCUUUACAUGUCUCCUCUCAUUCUUUCGAAGCAAACCUCGUGUCAUGAGAUCAAAAACUCUCCCUCUUAAUCCUGCCGAACUCUCCACCAAAGCCCUGGUGUUUGAUGUGGAGGGGGGUCUUUUGAGAUCUUCGUCUUCCUUUCCAUACUUCAUGCUUGUGGCCUUGGAAGAAGGAGGGCUCUUGAGGGGUCUUAUCCUCUUGCUUUCUUAUCCAUUAGUUUGUUGUCUAAGUCAAGAGAUGGGGAUUAGGGUUAUGGUGAUGGUUUCCUUUUGUGGAUUGAGUAAGAAAAGUUUUGCGGCAGGGAGAGUUGUUUUGCCGAAGUUUUUGUUGGAGGAUGUAGGGUUGGAAGGGUUAGCGUUGAUGAGGAGAGGAAAGAGGAGAGUUUGUGUGAGUAGGAUGCCAAGAGUGAUGGUGGAGUGGUUCUUGAAGGAGUAUUUGGAUGUGGAGGUGGUAGUUGGGAGAGAGCUGAAGGUGUUUUGCGGGUACUACACUGGUUUUUUGGAAGCGGGGGAUAUUGAGGCGGUGAAACAAGAGGUUGAUGGUUAUGUUGGCGUGUUGAACCUAACCACUAAGCCUUUUCAUAUGCCACUCUUCUUAUAUAUACAAUAUGAUCUUCCUACAUUUUCUCCCCCAUUUGUCACAAGCAUCUCUCAUUGUUUUUGUCAAGAACUAACAAACUUUUACUAUCUCUUGGUCCAGGAACUUUACAUUGUAAGUGAAGCAGAAAAACGAAGGUGGCACCCUUUGCCCAGGGAAAAAUACCCCAAACCCCUCAUCUUUCACGAUGGCAGGAUCGCAUUCAGACCCAACCCCAUCAACACGACCGCAAUGUUCAUGUGGCUUCCUCUUGGGCUCACCCUAGCCAUCUCCAGGCUAAUCAUAGGCCUCACUCUCCCGUACAAUAUCUCCACCCCUCUCUUAGCAUCAACCUCCAUGAAAUGGAGGCUCAAGGGAACCAUCCCACAUUCUCUCCUCUCCAAAGCCCACCUCCUGGUUUGUAACCACCGGACCCUCCUCGACCCCGUCUACAUCAACGUCGCCCUUAACAAACCGGUGUCCACCGUCACCUACAGCUUGAGCAGAGUCUCCGAGAUCCUAUCGCCGAUCAAGACGGUCAGGCUGACGAGGAAACGUGAUGUUGAUCGUGUUGCGAUGGAGGGAAUGCUGAGCUACGGACACAACCUCGUGGUGUGCCCGGAGGGGACUACUUGUAGGGAGCCGUAUCUUCUCCGAUUCAGCCCUCUUUUCACGGAGUUGGCCGAUGAGAUCGUGGCCGUGGCCGUGGAUGUUAGGGUGAGCAUGUUCUACGCUACGACUGCCGGAGGAUUCAAGGGGUUUGAUGCGUUGUUCUACUUGCUCAACCCGAGUAUGUGCUAUGAGGUUGAGUUUCUUGAGACGGUUGAUACAGGUUGCGUUAGGAGAGGGGAGGUGAGCAGCACUGAUAUGGCUAAUGUGGUCCAAGGAGUGAUUGGGAGAGCUUUGGGGUUUGAGUGCACCAAAUUGACACGGAGGGAUAAGUACAUGGUGCUUGCAGGGAACGACGUGAUUGUUGAGACAAAUGAGAAGAAAACUAAGGGGUAAAGAAAAGUACGAAAUGGGAUUACGUAUACGCAUAUAGUUCGGGUAGUGAAAAAAAUUGCAUUGCACGACGUUUUGUUUCAACUGUAAUUUUAUUGUGCUUAUAAUUUCUUGAAUAUUUACAUAACAAACGUCGACUAUACAAUAGAUAUCGAUAUAUAUUCUGCA
This is a messenger RNA of Asparagus officinalis (garden asparagus), 1863 nucleotides long. Its product is annotated as probable glycerol-3-phosphate acyltransferase 3. Gene Ontology annotation, molecular function: glycerol-3-phosphate 2-O-acyltransferase activity; phosphatase activity. The transcript has 2 exons. Gene Ontology annotation, biological process: cutin biosynthetic process. The record is from RefSeq and is a predicted model, not a curated record. Gene Ontology annotation, cellular component: membrane. NCBI's taxonomy places the organism in Eukaryota, Viridiplantae, Streptophyta, Magnoliopsida, Asparagales, Asparagaceae. The coding region runs from base 106 to 1698 and encodes 530 amino acids.